UGAGAUUUCUGUUGUUGUUUUUUUUUUUUAAAUGGUGUAAAAGUUUCUUAAUAUAGAAUAUUUAUUGUUAAUGAAGGUUAACAACAGUGUAGUAAGUGGUAUUAUUUUGUUGUUGCAGAGAACUGUUGCUGGUGGGACUGUCAUCACCCGGUGAGACGUCUAGCACUGACGUAGUGGUCUCAGAAAAUGGCGUCAGGGAAGGCAGGGAGAAGAGGUUCCUGGAUAUGGAGACGCGAGGAGGUCUCACCUUCCCUGGUUUUGGCUUCUCCACCGGCAACCUGCCGCAGGACCGCGACCACAUGAUGAAGCUACUGCAGAAGGCCAAACUGCGACAAAAGAGCAGACUUCUGCCGUCCAUUCAGAGCACCCACAGUGACCUGCCCAUCGGCAAGAGGAACCUGGCAGCCCUGGCAGCAGCUAACAACAUGCCCAAGAACGUGAAAAAGUCGGAAUCCUCAACUGUCCUUCCCACUGACGUCUCUGCCACCACGGAGGCUAAACUGCCAGAUAAGCGGAGCAUCGCAAGCCUCGCCCGUGAUGGUAAAUUACCAGAAGCUAGAACCAAGAAGGAUAUGGAAGAUGACGCCCAUAAUAACGACGAUAAACUGCCUGUCGUAGUACCUGCCAAGAUCAGUAACGAAGCCCAUGCCAUCAACAACAUGAAGUCAUAUUCUGGAGACACCAGCAGUCACAACAUUAGCGUGUCUCCAUCACCUGACCUGGAUAAGCGCCAUUUAUCAAGCAUUGCAAGAGAGAACAACUUUCCCAAGCACAGCCUCCAGGAGAAGCGUUUUCUGGGCUCCUUGCUGAAGAAUAACCCGCCGUCUUUCAUAGACAACAGCUUGGAGAAGCGCUAUUACGCCUCAACUCUCGACUCAUACACAGACAGCAACAAUUUUGACAAGCGGUUUUACGCUUCUCUUCUCAAAUCCAGCUCACCACCCCACACAGCUCACCUCAACCUCAUCAGCAGCCAGGACAUGGGCGAAUCAAUGCCCUUCCUUUCCAACAAGCGGUACUUCGCGUCCCUCCUCAAAAGUCCUUACUUCAACAGACCUGCCGAGGGAGAGACCCAGAAGAGGUUCUAUGGUUCCCUACUGCAAAAUCUGCCCAGAUCAUCCGCUGUAGACCCACAGGACCUGGAGAAGAGGCGCUACUCCUCGCUACUCGAGAACCAAGACGCAGGUAGCUUCCAAGAUGAUCUGGGAACGGAGAAGCGCUACCUUGCGUCUCUCCUUAAGAAAGAGACAAACUCUCUGGAGAAGCGACAUGUCGCCUCGCUCCUGAAUAAGAAGUCUGAAGAAUCUACCGAGUCGUUUCUUGAGGAUAAACGACAUUUGGCCUCGCUCUUCAAGCCCAGGAGAAGCGAUGAUUCUCUGGCUGCGUUUGAUGAAGAAAAACGACAUCUAGCUUCACUUUAUAAACCAAGAAGAAACGACAUUUCGAUGGAUGAGUUAGAGGAGGAAAAACGACAUUUGUCUUCUCUUUAUAAACCAAGAAGAAACGACGAUUCUUUUGAUGAAUUUGAAGAAGAAAAAAGACACUUGUCUUCUCUUUAUAAACCAAGAAGAAACGACGAUUCUUUUGAUGAAUUUGAAGAAGAAAAACGACACCUGUCUUCUCUUUAUAAACCAAGAAGAAACGACGAUUCUUUUGAUGAAUUUGAAGAAGAAAAACGACACUUGUCUUCUCUUUAUAAACCAAGAAGAAACGACGAUUCUUUUGAUGAAUUUGAAGAGGAAAAACGACAUUUGGCUUCUCUUUACAAACCAAGAAGAAGCGACAAUUCCCUUGAUGAAUUUGAAGAGGAAAAACGACAUUUGGCUUCCCUUUACAAACCCAGAAGAAACGACGAUUCUUUUGAUGAAUUUGAAGAAGAAAAACGACACUUGGCUUCUCUUUACAAACCAAGAAGAAGCGACAAUUCCCUUGAUGAAUUUGAAGAGGAAAAACGACAUUUGGCUUCCCUUUACAAACCCAGAAGAAACGACGAUUCUUUUGAUGAAUUUGAAGAAGAAAAACGACACUUGGCUUCUCUUUACAAACCAAGAAGAAGCGACAAUUCCCUUGAUGAAUUUGAAGAGGAAAAACGACAUUUGGCUUCCCUUUACAAACCCAGAAGAAACGACGAUUCUUUUGAUGAAUUUGAAGAAGAAAAACGACACUUGGCUUCUCUUUACAAACCAAGAAGAAGCGACAAUUCCCUUGAUGAAUUUGAAGAGGAAAAACGACAUUUGGCUUCCCUUUACAAACCCAGAAAAAACGACGAUUCUUUUGAUGAAUUUGAAGAAGAAAAAAGACAUUUGGCUUCCCUCUACAAACCAAGAAGAAACGACGAUUCUCAUGAUGAAUUUGAAGAGGAGAAACGACAUCUGGGAUCCCUUUACAAACCCAGAAGAAACGACGAUUCUUUUGAUGAAUUUGAAGAGGAAAAACGACACUUGGCUUCCCUCUACAAACCCAGAAGAAGCGAUAAUUUCCUGGAUGAUUUUGACGAAGAGAAACGACAUCUAGCAUCUCUUUACAAGCCGAGAAGAAACGACGAAUUUUUGAAUAAUUUUAUCGAAGAAAAACGACACCUAGCUUCACUUUACAAACCAAGGAGAAACGACGAAUCUCUUGAGGAAUUUGAAGAAGAGAAACGACACUUGGCUUCUCUUUAUAAACCAAGACGAAACGACAAUUCUCUGGAUGAAUUUGAGGAGGAAAAACGACAUCUGGGAUCUCUAUAUAAACAAAGACGAAACGACGAAUCUCUUGAUGAAUUCGAGGAAGAGAAACGACAUCUGGGAUCUCUUUAUAAACCAAGAAGAAACGACAAUUCUGUAAAUGAAUUUGAAGAGGAAAAACGACAUUUGGCUUCACUUUACAAACCCAGAAGAAGCGACAGCUCUGUAAAUACCUUGGAUGAGGAAAAACGACAUAUAGGCUCACUUCAUAAACCUAGAAGAAGCGACGACUCUUUGGAUACUUUUGACAAAGAAAAACGACAUUUAUCGUCUCUUUACAAACCAAGAAGAAACGACAAUUCUUUGGAUACUUUUGAGGAAGAGAAACGACACAUAGGAUCACUUUAUAAACCAAGAAGAAACGACGGUUCACAAGACACAUUUGAUGAAGAAAAACGACACAUAGGAUCACUUUAUAAACCAAGAAGAAACGACAAUUCUUUGGAUACCUUUGAGGAAGAAAAACGACACAUAGGAUCACUUUACAAACCAAGAAGAAACGACAAUUCUUUGGAUACCUUUGAGGAAGAAAAACGACACAUAGGGUCACUUUACAAACCAAGAAGAAACGACAAUUCUUUGGAUACCUUUGAGGAAGAAAAAACGACACAUAGAAAAACGACACAUAGGGUCACUUUACAAACCAAGAAGAAACGACAAUUCUUUGGAUACCUUCGAGGAAGAAAAACGACACAUAGGGUCACUUUACAAACCAAGAAGAAACGACAAUUCUUUGGAUACCUUCGAGAAGAAAAACGACACAUAGGGUCACUUUACAAACCAAGAAGAAACGACAAUUCUCUGGAUACCUUUGAGGAAGAAAAACGACACAUAGGAUCACUUUAUAAACCAAGAAGAAACGACAAUUCUUUGGAUACCUUUGAGGAAGAAAAACGACACAUAGGAUCACUUUAUAAACCAAGAAGAAACGACAAUUCUUUGGAUACCUUUGAGGAAGAAAAACGACACAUAGGAUCACUUUAUAAACCAAGAAGAAACGACAAUUCUUUGGAUACCUUUGAGGAAGGAAAACGACACAUAGGAUCACUUUACAAACCAAGGAGAAACGACGGCUCACAAAACAUAUUUGGCGAAGAAAAACGGCACAUUGCAUCUCUUUUAAAUAAAAAAUCAGAGGAUGUAUCCAGUAAGUCGUCAUCGAAGGACCCUGACCUGGAGGAGAGGUACCUGUGGUCGCUCCUGAAGGACCGUGCGGAAAACCACGACCCUCAGGCCCAAGACAGUAAACAUAUUUCUUCCUUAAUGAAGCACAAAGAUGACGUCGAUCCUUUGGAAGAAGAUGACAUCGACAAGAGGUACUACGCAUCACUGCUGAAGAAGUCACAGGAGCCUCCGAUGGACUCACUUGACGAGGGCCUCAACAACGGUCAAGAUUUUGGCUUCUCUAACGUCCAUCUCACAGGCGGCGGUGAGGGUCCCCAGCAGCGAGAAUUCACUUCGAUGUUGAAUGAUGUCCCAGCUGAUGCCUCCUUCAGUGUAGAUAAAAGGUACUUCGCGUCACUUUUGAAAAGCAGACACUCAAGCUUUGGAUCAGCUCCUUCGGCAGACAAGCGUUACUUCGCGUCACUCUUGAAGAACAGACAGUCAAGCUUCGGAUCAGAUCCUUCAGCAAACAAGCGUUACUUCGCGUCACUCUUGAAGAACAGACAGUCAAACUUUGGAACAUAUCCAUCAGCAUACAAGCGUUACUUCGCGUCACUCUUGAAGAACAGACAGUCAAGCUUCAGACCAUAUUAUCAGUCAACAGGCAAGCGCUACUUUGCAUCACUCUUAAAGAGCAGACAGUCAAAUUUUGCCCUAGAAGACCAACCAGCGGACAAGCGUCACUUCUCGUCAUUACUCAAAGGCAGAGACUCAAGCCUGGCUGAAGACAAGCGUCACAUCGGUUCGCUGAUGCAGCAGAGACAUGACAGUUUCACAUCAAGCUCCCUGUCUGCUGACAAGCGCCAUCUUGGUUCUCUCCUACAGAAUAAACAGACAAACUUGACGCCUGAUAAACGCCACAUUGGCUCGCUACUGCAGAACAGACAGUCUAGUUUAGCGGCAGGAAAGCGGCACCUCGACUCCAUCCUGGACGACUCGGUGAUCGAUAAUGAAGCCCAGGGUCACCCUAGACGGAAGCGGUAUAUCGGAGCCUUGGCCAAGAGUAACAACAUGCCUCACCCAUACUCCAGGUCGAGACAAAACCGCCGGGAUGCCCCUAACACACCAGAGGACAACGUGGCCUACCUCAAGCGCCUCAUCAGACUCGAAAUCAAAAAAGGUCUCUUAAGGAAGCGCCAGAGACAGAACGUGGCUAAAGGAAACAGUAAAAUUGUCGCCCUACUUGACAGUAUAAGAAAGUCUCCGUCUCCUGGCGAGGACGCUAACGGAGACGGUGACGAGGGUCUUCCAAAGGGCAAGAGGAACAUUCAGUCUCUCGCCAGAAAUGGUUACUUGAAUAUGCAUCGCAAUUACAAACGUGAAGACGAUAUAAUCUACAGCGACCUAAGCCAGGACGAUAUUCCACAGAACGACGCUCUUCAGGACGAUCCCAUGGAGGACGACAUGAACCUGGCGUAUCCGUGGGACAACACCUCUCCGCAGACCAGCGUCGUCAAACGAUUUUUAGGUAAGUUCCGGAAGCAGUGCUUUUAGAGCUUGCAAGAAACUGUGGUAAGUUGUGCGUGGAUCU
Messenger RNA from Cherax quadricarinatus, 5424 nucleotides. Lineage: Eukaryota; Metazoa; Arthropoda; Malacostraca; Decapoda; Parastacidae. The record is from RefSeq and is a predicted model, not a curated record.